This is a messenger RNA of Symbiodinium necroappetens, 735 nucleotides long. The record is from the annotation of a GenBank genome assembly. NCBI's taxonomy places the organism in Eukaryota, Dinophyceae, Suessiales, Symbiodiniaceae.
AUGGAUGGAAGUGGACUGAGAUCCGUGUCGGUGCUUCCGUCAAUCAAUAUGCAAGGUCUGGUGUUUGUUGCCUUUGCAGAAGGCACCCUGAGUUUUACAAGAGGAAAAGGGGUAUGUUUGCUGGCUCCCGGACCCGGCACGCGGGCUAAGGAGUUGCAGCAGCAGCUUGACGCACUUCGCGCCCAGCACACCCAGCUGCAGCAGGACAUGGUCGGACGCUUGAAAGGAACCAAUUCCACAGACGUCGAAGGCGAAGGCCAUCUGGGAGAUAGCAUCGCCGUGGCAAGUAGGGUCAGGCAAGCCGGCUUGUUGCCAAGCAAGCUGCAUUCCGCUCGGGUGGACAUGUCAGAGCUCAACUCCAACUAUGUUGAGCGAGCUCUGACGGGUGGGUUGGCCCAGGGCAUCCACCUGACCGUAAAUUACGGUCAGGACCUGGCCAACCCCACCGGGGCGGUCUCGUACUGGAGGGACAAGCAGCACUUCGACGGGCCGCCACAGCAGAUGGUGCUGCUGCUUACGGAGGCGCGUCGGCUUCCAGCGUUUGGUGCAUCCAUUCGCAUACCUUGCCAGGGUGCUGCACCUCCUGAUCUCCCAGAGCCCGAAGCUCGUCCGCCGCCCCAGGCGGGCGAUCAGACGGUGGCACCGUCCUGCCUGCAUGCGGGUAAUGACCUAAACUGCCAGCAGGAGAGUCGAGCUUCGGAUGCUGCCCUUCGCCGAUUUGUCGUGACAGCCUGA